Molecule: messenger RNA, 4551 nt
Organism: Capsella rubella
Lineage: Eukaryota; Viridiplantae; Streptophyta; Magnoliopsida; Brassicales; Brassicaceae
Product: nuclear pore complex protein NUP1
Exons: 9
Coding region: 187-4164 (1325 amino acids)
Biological process (GO): nuclear membrane organization; poly(A)+ mRNA export from nucleus
Cellular component (GO): nuclear envelope
Source: RefSeq, a predicted model, not a curated record
CAUUGUUUUUUUUUUUCCGGGUUCGCUCUUUCGUCUCGAUUUUGGUGCCACAAAUUAGAAAAAAAAAAACCCUAAUUUCACAAAAAAUUUCAGUUCCCUCUUUUCUCAAUAAGUUUUUCGAUUUUUCCUUAGGCGGAAAGGUUCGUUGAAACCCUAGAUUCGUUUCUCAGUUUUCGUUGGUGGCUAAUGGCGAGCGCGGCACGCGGUGAAAGCAGCAAUCCGUACGGCGGCGGAUUGGGAACCGGCGGAAAGUUCCGCAAGCAGACGGCUCGAAAGUCUCAGAAAACUCCGUAUGAUCGACCACCGACUUCUGUGAGGAACACUGGACUUGGGGGCGGAGAUGACAGAGGUGGCGGCUGGUUGUCGAAAUUGGUGGAUCCGGCCCAGAGGCUUAUUACUUAUAGUGCUCAUAGGCUCUUCGCUUCGGUUUUCCGGAAACGCCUUGGCUCAGGUGAGACUCCUUUACAGUCUCCGGAGCAGCAGAAGCAAUUUCCAGAAAGAGAUGUGGAUGAGGAGACGAAGGUAGGACACAAGCAGGACAACGUCUCCAAUCCUUCCAUGAAGAAUGAUUUGAUUCAGAUGGAAGAUACCAAUGAAUCUGUUGAUCCAACCAAGGGUGGAUAUACAGAUCUUGAGAAAAUUUUACAGGGGAAAACUUUUACAAGGUCUGAAGUUGAUCGAUUAACUACCUUGCUGCGUUCAAAAGCUUCUGAUUCGUCCACUGUGAAUGAGGAGCAGAGAAAUGAAGUGAGUAUUGUUGUGAGACAUCCGCCAUCACAUGAGAGGGAUAGGACGCAUCCAAAUAAUGGAAGUAUGAACGCCAUUGUUUCAACACCUCCCGGAAGUUCGAGAGCUCUCGUUGAGUGUGGUGCUUCGCCAGCACAGCUUGCAAAGGCCUACAUGGGUAGCAGACCUUCAGAAGUUACUCCUUCUAUGUUGGGUUUGCGUGGUCAAGCGGGCAGAGAAGAUUCUGUUUUCCUGAACAGAACCCCGUUUCCGCAAAAGUCACCUACAAUGUCACUGGUACCAAAGCCUUCUGGACAAAGAGUUUUGGAAAAUGGUUAUGUCACCCCUAGAUCUCGGGGAAGAUCUGCUGUUUAUAGCAUGGCCAGAACACCAUACUCUAGGCCUCAGUCCACUGUGAAGCAGAUUGGGUCUCUUUUUCAAGCAUCUCCAGGUACAUGGGAAGAAAGCUUGCCUUCUGGUUCUAGGCAAGGAUUUCAAUCGGGACUUAAGCGGAGGAGCUCAGUCUUAGAUAAUGACAUAGGAUCUGUGGGCCCUGUAAGGAGGAUUCGUCAAAAAUCUAACCUUUCGUCCCGAAGCCUGGCUCUCCCAGCUUCCGAGAGCCCACUCUCUGUCCGCGCCAAUGGUGGACAAAAAACUACACAUACAUCUAGAGACAGUGCAAAGGAUAUUCCUGGUUCAAGUUUUAAACUUGUUCCUACCCAGUCCAGUGAUAUGGCUUCAAAAAUAUUUCAACAUCUUGAUAAUCUGGUUUCAACAAGGGAGAAAUCGCCUAGUAAGUUAUCACCAUCAAUGCUACGUGGUCCUGCACUCAAAAGCCUAGAGAAUGUGGAGGCACCAAAGUUCUUGGAUAAUCUUCCUAAGAAGAAGGGAAAAUUGCCAGAUUCUGGCUGUCAAAAGCAGGAAAAAUCUAGAGAGAGUGGGUCCAGAGAGGUGUUGGCUCCAAGUGAGAAGGUUGGUGGUACUGUUGAUGGCACAAGCAAAACAGGUUCCAGUCAAGAUCAGAAGGCUCUUGGUAAAGGUGCUUAUUUGCCUCUCACAAGUUCGUUGGAAGAGCAUCCUCCAAAAAAGAGAGCAUUUCGGAUGAGUGCGCAUGAGGAUUUCUUGGAUUUGGAUGAUGAUCAUGGUGCGGCAUCUACUCCCUUUGAAGUGGCAGAAAAACAGAAUGUCUUCAAAGUAGAGAAAAGUCGUAUCAACAUGCCUAAUGGGGAGAAACUACUUACUCCGUCUGAAGCCAUGCCCUCUACAUCAUAUAUAUCUAAUGGUGACGCAUCUCAGAGUACUUCUAAUGGAUCUCUGGAAACUGGAACGAUCAAGUUCUCUGCUUUUCCCACUGAAGCUGUUCAGCUAAGUAAUAUGGCCUCUGAGCCAACUUCAAAGUUCACACAAGGGACUGAGAAAUCGAGUAUUUCUCCUGGCCAGCUAACCUCAAAAGAGAAAGUUAUCCCUCUCGAAGAGCCUAAAAAAACUGAUGCUGUAUUUCCCAGCAUCUUCUCAUCACCGGCUGCCACUGACUUAUUAAAUCAAAACACUGGUGCAUCUGCAGACAUCAAGUUAGAAAAGACGAGCAGCUCUGGUUUUGGAUUAUCAGGGGCUUGGGCAAAACCAUCUGAAUCAAAGAAAACUUUCAGCUACAGUGCUUCUGGAGUUGAGUCAACUACCUCAGCUGCAUCAACCCUCAAUGGUAGUAUAUUCUCAGCUGGAGCAAACACUGUCAGUUUACCUCCAAAUAAUGGUUCUUUUAAUUCAAGCCCUUCUUUCCCAUCUAGUAUCUCAAGUAAACCUUCCGAUAAUUCUUCGGGUGAGGUACCGUCCACUGUGCAAUCUCUUGCUGCUACUCCCAAUUCCUCUAGUAUAUUUGGAAAGUUGCCUGCUAAUACUAGUAACGACAGCAACUCACAAUCAACUGCAGCACCUCCCGCCUCUUCUUCAUCACCUUUCAAAUUUGGGGAACCUGCAGCUCCAUUUUCUGCAUCAGCUGUAACUCAAUCUAGCGGUCAGAUCUCAAAGGAGUCUGAAGUAAAAAAGUCAACAUUUGAAAAUACAAACACUUUCAAGUUUGGUGGAAUGGCUUCAGCACAGCCGAGCACGGGCAGCGAUUUUGGUGCUAAGUCCUCAGAAAAUAAAAGCACGCCAGGUUUUGUGUUUGGAAGCCCAUCUACUGCUUUGGCAGAUGCAGGUAAGAAUAUCUUUGGUGGGACAUCCUCUGUGGUUGGUGGCAGCACAUUAAACCCUUCUACUGCUGCAUCUUCUGCAACUGCGAGCUCUGGAAGUUUAAUAUUUGGUGUGACAUCUUCCUCAACCCCUGCGACUGAGGCCAGCAAACUUUCUGUGAGUUCGGCAGCUACUAACGCUGGAAGUAAUAUUUUUGGUACUUCCUCUCCUGCAUUUACAAGCUCUGGCAGUAGCAUGUUUGGAAGUGUAGCUGCAAGUACAGGAAGCAGUGUUUUUGGAUUCAAUGCUGCUUCAUCAGCUUCUGCUGCUAGCUCUCAAUCUCAGGCCUCAAAUCUUUUUGGUGCUGCAAAUGCUCAGACGGGUAAUACUGGGAGCGGAACCGCAACAGCAACCCAAAGCAUCCCCUUUCAGUUUGGUUCAUCUGAAUCAGCUCCUUCAUUCGGUUUGUCUGGGAGCUCUUCUCUUGCAUCAAACAGUUCUCCGUUUGGAUAUUCAAAGCCGGAACCUACGGUAUUUGCUUCUGGCUCAACUCCCCAACUGAGUUCGAUUAACUCCUCUGCAAGCUCUAGUGGUACAACGAGCUCUCCCCUAUUUGGGUCUAGCUGGCCAGCUCCCAACUCUGCUCCAGUCUUCAGUUCCUCAUUUACCACUGCUUCAUCUCCCACAUUUACCUUUGGAGGAUCUUCUGCUGCUACUGGUUCAAGCACUCCUGCUCCCAUUUUUGGUGCAUCUACCAACACCCCAUCAUCUUCACCUAUCUUUGGUUUCAGCUCAACAGGUCCUGCCACUCAGCAGCCGAUAUUUGGUAACACAGCCCCCUCAGCAAAUCCAUCACAGUCUCCGUUUGGUAACUCAACUCCCGGGUUUGCAUUUGGUGCGCCUAAUAACACAAAUGGUAUCAGCAAUAACCAACAAGUAAGCAUGGAAGACAGUAUGGCAGAAGACACAGACCAAGCUAAUAAAGCAUCCAUGGUAGCGCCAAUGUUUGGACAACCAGCUGUCUCGAUGCCUCAGCCAAACUUUAGCUUUGGCGGGGGAGCAGCAGCGCAGCCUCCAUCAAUGGCUAACCCAUUCCAGUUUGGAGGGCAGCCGAUGGCAAGCACACCACAGAACGCAUCACCUUUCCAGGCAUCACAGAGUCUAGAGUUUCAAGGAGGUGGGAGCUUUUCACUAGGCAGCACUGGAGGCGGCGAUAAGUCAGGCCGCAGAAUCUUUAAAGCGAAGAAAACCAACAGGAAGAAAUAAGCAGCACAGAAAAAAAUACAUUGCUCAUGAAGAGAGUAAUUUCUGUUGGCUAUAUAUGUACUCGGGUAGAUUGGGAUUCAGAGCAUAUCGUGGUAUGAUGAAAGAGGUAAAAAUUAUUAGAGUAUGGGGUUCCCUUUUUGCGUCUAUGCUUCUUCAUCAUCUCUUUUGUGAUCGUGUCAACAACAAUAGCAAAGAUUUGGGAGUUGAAUUGUUCAGCGUUAUAAAAAGUUGUAGGAAAGUUUUGUAAUUCUCAGAAAAAAUUACUAGAGUCUGUAAGAGUAGUAUAAGAGCUCUGUCUCUCUCUGUUUUCCUUCAAAGAAAAACUCUCUCUAUUGAGUGAGUAGUGUUUGUAAACACUUUGGUCAAUUCUUCUUCAGUUUUGGUUUA